AUUCGCCGCUGCUCCCUCAGCUAGGUCAGGUGUUAGUCUUGCAGCUACGGGCGCUUUGUAUUUGUGGAAUUGACUGUAUUUAGUGAGCGGACAAAUACAGCCGCGGCCAUGCUCAGGCGGAUACUUCAAAUGACUCCUGGAAAGGGAGGCUCCCAGAAUGCAGAGUCGGAGCAGCCAAGCACAGACCUUAACCACGACCAGACGUCUGAGGGCUUCAUCUGUCCUCAGUGCAUGAAGUCUCAUAACUCUGCAGAGGAGCUCUUCAAGCACUAUGAGCUGUUCCAUGAUACUGGAGACCUCCCAGCUCACAUGGCGCCCACUCGGGAAGACCUCACAAUGCUGCGGCAAGAAGUUCAGGACCUGCAUGCCUCUCUAAAGGAGGAAAGGUGGUUCUCUGGAGAACUCAAGAAGGAGUUGGACAAAGUCCAAGGACAUCUGAAGCAAAAUGAUGGGCAGACCUCAGAGGAUUUAGCCCUUGAAAAGAAGUUAAAUGAAGCAGAGACAGAAAAGUUCAACAUCAAACAGAUGAAAGACCUGUUUGAGCAGAAGGCUGCCCAGCUGGCCACAGAGAUAGUAGAUUUAAAGUCCCGAUAUGAUGAGGAGAAGAGCUUAAGGGAGGCAGCUGACCAGAGGCUGACAAAACUGACUGAACAACUGCAGAAUGAGAAGCAGGAGAAUGAGAGACUCCAAACAGAGCUGCUGCAGCGACCAGGAGUGGAGGAUGUGGACGUCCUGAAGACAGAGCUGGUGCAGGUGCAGACGUUGAUGGAUCAGAUGACACGUGAGAGGGAGGAUGAGUCUGAAUGCCUCAGGAACCACUAUGAGCAACUGCAGGCCAAUUACACCACCGCAGAGAUCCGUAAACUGGAGAUGACCAUAUCACAACUGAAAGCAGAGCUGGAGAAGGGUCCUCAAGAAGCAGCUGUCUACACCCAAGAGAUCCACCAGCUGCAGAGCAAUCUGAAUAAUUUGCAGCAGCAAAGCCAGAGCCUGUCCGAAAAACUGUUACGUAAGGAGAAGGAAUAUCAGGUGCUGGAGGAGAGUCUGGGUGCUGAGAAAGCUGCCAAGAAGGAAGUUCAAGACAGCCUGAGGGAGAGGGAGCUGGAAGUCCAGGAGCUCCAAGCUCGGGUCUCAGGGACAGAGACUUCCCUGCAAAAGAGACAGUCAGAGCUUGGAGAGAGGACUGAGGAGGUAGCAAAGCUGAGGAGCGAGAUUAACGAGCUUGAGGUGAAACAUGCAGAGCUGAAGGUCGAGAGGAAACAACUUGAACAGCAAAGGGAAGAAAAAGAGAGCAAGGGCGCUCAGCAGCAGUCUGAGAUCAGUCAGCUUCAUGCCAAACUGCUGGAGGCAGAGAGACAGCUGGGAGAAGUGCAAGGUCGUCUGAAAGAACAGAGGCAGCUCUCUGGGGAGAAACUCAAAGAUCGUGAACAGCAGGCGGCCGACCUGCAGCUAAAACUGUCACGUGCAGAAGAACAGUUGAAGGAGGGCACCAGUAAGAGCACAGACUUGCAGCACCAGCUCGAGAAAGCAAAGCAGCAGCACCAGGAGCUUCAGGCGCUGCAGCAAAACACCAAUGGCAAACUCCGCGAGGCACAGAAUGACUUGGAGCAAGUGCUGCGUCAGAUUGGUGAUAAGGACCAGAAGAUCCAGAACCUGGAGGCUCUGUUGCAGAAGAGCAAAGACAUUGUGAGCCAACUGGAAGCUGAGAGAGAAGACUUGUGUGCUAAGAUCCAAGCUGGCGAGGGGGAGACGGCUGUACUUAAACAGCUUAAAGAGAAAAACCAUGCACUACAAGAACAGGUGACACAGUUGACAGACAAACUAAGGAACCAGUCGGAGAGCAACAAGCAAGCUCAGGAUAAUCUACAUGAGCAGGUACAGGAGCAGAAGACGCUGCUGCGUUCGGCCCAGGACCGAGCCCUCACCCUGGAGACGUCAGUCUCUGAACUCACCACUCAGCUCACAGACAGCAAGGAGAAAGUUGGCCAGCUAGACACUCAGCUGAAGGCAAAGACAGAGAUGCUGCUCUCUGCAGAGGCAGCAAAGGCUGCACAGAAGGCCAACCUGGAGAACAGCCUGGAGACUGCCCAGCAUGCACUGCAGGACAAGCAGCAGGAGCUGAACAAAGUUCAGAAGAAGGUGGACGAGCAAGCUCAAAGGCUGAAGGAGAGACACGAGCAGUGCACACAGCUGGAAACCUGUCUGAAGGAAUGCAAAGACAAACUUCUGGCCUCAGAGCAGCGCGUUGAGCAGGUCGAAGGUCUUAAUAAGAAACUGGAGUCGCAGGUUGGGGAAUUGCAGGCCGCUCGAGACCAGGUGCAGCAGGAGGUGCAGAAGUUGCAGAAGGAAGGGGCGGAGAUUAAACGGAGAGCUAAGGAGCUGCAUCGUUCGCUAGAAACAGAGAAAACCGGGUCUGCAGCACUACAGGAGGACUUAAAGAAGAAGACGGCGGCUUUAAAUGACAUCCAGCAGCAGUUGGAGCACUGCGAGCAAGAUAAAGCUGUUCUGAAGGUGAAUCUGGACAAGGUGACUCAAGAGGGGAAGACUCAGCAUGCAGAGCUGGACAGGAAAGCCCAGGGUCUGGCAGCAGACCUAAAAAAGACUCAACAGGAGAAAGAAGCUCAAAAGAAGGAGCUUAUCUCGACUCAGGAGAGCCUGGGAAAGGCUAACAAGGCACUGAAAGAGAAUCAGAGUCAACUGGACACAGAAAGGAAGAGCCAUAAGUCAGCCAUGGAGGAAAAGGAAAAGUCCAACGAGAAGGCCCGACAGGAACUUCAAAAGAAUAAUGAGACCAGUACAAAAUCACUGGAAGAUACAAAACAGCAGUUAAAGCAGAUUAAAGAGGUGGAGAAGAAGCUGAAAGGACAGCUGAGCUCAUUAGAGCAGAAGCACUCAAAGACUCAGGAGGCACUAAAGGAAAGGGAGAAUGAGUUGGAGAAGCUGCAGGCACAGCUGAAGACAACUCAGGGGUCCUUUGAAGAGGAGCAGAAGAAACUGAAGGGACAAGUGACAGAGUUACAGGAAGUCGGUGUCAAGAAGGCAGAGGAGGAGAGUAAACUGAGGGCCCAGAUGUCCGAGCUCAGCAAGGAGCUGAGCUCUGAAAAGACCCAGACUGCAGAGCUGCAGAAGACCUUGGUGCAAAGUCAGGAAAAUUUCACUAAACUUCAGUCUGACUUCUACGGGAAAGAGUCAGAAGUUUCUGCUCUGCGUCAAGACCUCAAGGCUUCAGAAGAAAAGCUGAGCUUAGCACAGGAGGAGUUGGCUGCUAACCACACCCAUCAGACAGGUUUGGAGGCUCAGAUCCAGGAACUGAAGACGAGCCUCGGCUCAUUGGAGCAGAAGCUCACUAAACGAGAGCAGAAGCACCAGCAGCAGGAGCAAACACUGAAAGAGCUACAGAAGCAACAGAAUCACAUUAAGGAGGAACUGGGGAAGGAGAAGAGCAAAGUGGAAGAGCUGAACACAGCCAAGAGUGUCCUGGAAAAGAAUAACAACAAGUUAACAUCGGAUUUAAAAGCACGAACAGAGAAGAGUGAAAAGGAGCUGGGUGACCUGCAGGAAGCCAAACAAAUGUUGAUCCAGCAGAAGCUGGAGCUGCAGGGUCAGGUGGAAGCUGCUCAGGCUGCGCUGGACAAAGAGCAGAAAGAGCACCAGGCCACCAGGGACAGCAGGAGCCACAGAGAGGAGCAGCUCCAUGCCCAAAACAAGAAAGUCCAGGAUCAGCUGGCAGCAGAGAAAAGAGCCAAAGAGGAGCAGGUGAAGCUCGGGGAGGAGGCUGAAGCUAAGCUGGGUUUGCAGCUGACGGCUCUGAACGAGAAUGUGGCCACGAUGAAGCGUGAGUGGCAGGGCAGCCAGAGGAGAGUGGGUGAGCUGGAGAAGCAGACGGAUGAGCUGAGAGGAGAAAUCGCUGUGCUGGAGGCCACAGUACAGAACAACCAGGAUGAGAGACGCGCUCUUUUGGAAAGGUGUGUGAAGGGUGAGGGUGAGAUGGAGAAACUGCAGGCCAAGAUGGUGGAGCUGAGGAGGAAGCUGGACGAUACGACAGCAGCCAUGCAGGAGCUGGGCAGAGAGAACCAGUCGCUCCAGAUCAAGCAGUCGCAGAGUCUGACCAGGAAGUGGACUGAGGAUAACGAAGUGCAGAACUGCAUGGCGUGUGGGAAAGGUUUUACUGUCACUGUCAGGAAGCACCACUGCAGACAUUGUGGAAAUAUCUUCUGUGCCGAGUGUUCGUCAAGGAACGCCCGAACGCCGUCCUCCAAAAAACCAGUACGGGUGUGUGAGACAUGCUUCGAGGAGCUCCAAGGCUGACUUCCCACUCCUCCCUUCUCCUAAAACCAACACUCCCACCUCCCCCCAAUGCUCCCCCCCCUCCCUCUCCUACUCCAGCGAGCAGAAGGAGCGUCUUUGUCAUAUUUAGCGUGCACUAUAAAGGACAGACCCCAGUCCAGCCAGUGGCUCUGGUGUGGAGGGAAAUAAUGGCAGAGACACAGAGAGCCCACGUGACAGGAGGAGGAGGAGGAGGAGGAGGAGGAGGGGGAGGAGGUGGUUGGGGAUUGGUCAGGAUUGUCUGUAUCUGUUUUUGUGCCUUUGCUGCUCCUGUGGACUGCCAGAGAGCAGAGACAGUGAGAACCACGCACCAUCUAUCUCUUUGAGUUUGUGUUCACAUCUCUUAUCAUUGUUUGGUGUCAUUCAGUGGCUGCUUUGUGAAACGUCUGUUGUCAGGAGAGCAAGAGGAGAAGAAGAAGAAGAAGAAGGUCGGUGUGACAGUGCGAGAGUGAAGAGAGUGAAGGAUGGGGAAGUAACCUUUUUUGAUAGUAGCCCUGUUCAGACCUGGUCUUAGUGUCCGUCCUGGUCUAAUCCGAUGUGGGUAGCACUAAGUACGACUGUUCACAGCUGGCAGUAAAAUGUGUCCUGGAUGUGUUUUCAGUGACCACGUGAGAUUAGAUUUGGCUUCUCACGUCCCUUCAUGGAUGUCAUCACUCUUCAUGUGAGUGAUGUGUUUGUUUGAGAGUGAUGGACUGUUGAUGGCGACCUGUCCAGGGUGUACCCGCAUGUUGCCCUCUGUCAGCUGGGAUUGACUCCAGCUCCCCGCGACCCUCAUGUGGAGGAUAAAGUGUUGGACAAUGAAUGACGAUACAGAUGUGUUUGUGGCUCUCAGGGUUCCCACGGGUCCUUGAAAUACUUGAACGUUUGAAAUUUCAAAGCCCUUGAAAGCAAGAAAGAAGUCCAGUUGGUAUUUAGGUAAAAGUCUCCCUGGUUUGUUAUGACACCACCUACUGUUUCACGCCCUGCGAGGCGCUGUCCACUCUCUCUCUCCGCCCGCUGACGUGAGAUUCCAUGUAGAACAGUGAGCGAGUAAAGUUGAGCAAGAGAGCGUAAAUGAUGACGUGAUGCAAAAUCCAAGAUCUCUGUCUCACCAAAACUGACUCCCAGGACAAGCACUUGUCCAGAUGCAGAGCAACUCGAUGAAAUUGGACGAAGAAAAGUGGCGAGGCGGCUCUUACAAGUUUCCCUCCCUUACAAAUUUCCAUUCGAUCCUUGAAUUUGAAGCAAUCGGUCCUGGAAAGUCCUAGAAUUUGUUGUCAACCAAAGGUGUGGGAACCCUGGUGUGUGUGUGUGUGUGUGUGUUUGUUUUAACCCUUGGAUUAAUCAUAUAAUAGUCAGAGUUCAUACAUGAAGCUGCCACAGGUCAGACGACAUCAACUGAAGAAGCGGUCUCUAAUCUGUCCUGAAGACAGAUUACAGCUCAGGAAUGUGGACACAUGAGGACAAUAAUGUGCAGAUGUGAUCAUUAUGGGAUGGGUGAGGUGUUAGUACCAGGUCUGAACGUGGUCAGUGAUGUUGAAAAUCACUGCUGCCUAACAAAGGUUAAAUGCAGGUAACUUAUUUUCCCCCCAUCUGUAAAUCUAACGUAACGACACAUUUGUUCCUCUCCAUAACUCGGUGUAUACAUCAAAUAGAUCUAAAAAAAAAAAGAAAGAAAAGAAAAGUUUUUUAUAACCAAGGAAGAGAAACUUAGUAUUAAAAAUAUUUUUGUAAAUUCCUCAGCUUUUAGCUCUUUAGCUGAUAGAGUGCGUUUAAAGCCUGUCGUGUGGAUGCAGUUGUGUUUCUGAAGCCAGCGUUUAAACUGUCAACAGCGAAACUUUAAGACUCACGACCAGAACCUGUCACUUUAACAGCCGACGUUAGAGUUAGGAUUUCUUAGAGCUGCAUUCUGUUGUGUAACUUAACGUGGUUCCAUGUCGUUAAUGUUGUGUUUGUGGGAAGAACUCACCUAAUGGAGCGGUUUUUAUUUUUGGAUUAUGAAUCUCCAACUGUAAAAAAAAGAAAAAAAGAGCGAUUUUAACAUUUCACUUCAUCCUUCAGUUGAUGCACCGGCGAUGGUUUGUACGUCAGUUACUGCAUGUUUCCUUUGUGCGGCAGCGUGUUCAUGUGCACGUGUUCAGCCUAUUUCAUGACCAAAGAAUGUCUGCAGCAGGAAUAACAGACCAGACGAACGCCCCUGGCUUUGUUUUUUCAUAUUUCAGUAUUUUUCUAAGCGUCUCUUUUGGCGGCUUUUCGAGUUUUAAAUCAUCACAGGGUCGCACAUUUUUACCUGGAACAGACGUGUGACGAUCUGAGAGGCUUGUUUUAUAUCAAGAUUUUUGUUGAUUUUUGUUUUUUAAUUUUGGUGCUUUCUGCGGCCUGUCGAUGCGUCAUUGACUGUGUCUGUGUUUUAUUUAGUGUGUGUUUUGUUUUUUCCCAUUGCUGCUUGUAUCAUCCAUAAAAAAGCACUGACUGCUGCUCAUACUCUGUGUGUGUGUGUGUGUGUAUGUGUGUGUGUGCGUGUGUGUGCGCGUCUGCUGAGCUGCACAGUGUGUGUGUGUGUGUUUGGAUGUGUGCGAGGAUGUUGGUGCUGCGUUCAGGUGCAGCCGUUCAUGUCUCCUCUCUGCCUGCAGCUGAGAACACUGGGUCCCUCAGUCUGGGUCAGGACUCACUGUCCUGCGUGUUUUAGAGCAGAUGUCUCAAACCUGCCACUCAGUAUCGUUAUGAUUUUAUCGAUUCAUUUACAUCCUAAAUUGUUGUUGUUUUUAUUGUAAACAAGAUGUAGUUCUAAAUCAAAACAAACACUUUUAUUGUGAAAUGAUGUGGAAUACAUUACAUGACGGAACAUCAAGAUACAAUUUUUAAGCUCAUAACCCCGCCCCCCCCCCAACUGGACAGCUGUUUUUUAUUUCCCAAAAACCAGACUUCACAUGAGCUUGAGACGGUGUUUUAGACGGUUUUCCGUGCUCCAACACACCUGAUUCGAAUGGAUGAGCUCGAUGAUGAGCUGAAACAUCUGAAACAUGCAGGGCAGUGAGUCCUGAGGACCAGGGACUGAGAAACACUGCUGUAAAAACUCAUUCCUGCUUUGUUUAAGUUUCUACUAGUUGACAGAUAUUGGGAAGAUCUUUUGUGCAAUUGUCUCCAGACUGGAGCGAGGGGUUAACACUGAAAGCCAGGUGACAGUGCAGUGCUGUUCUGACACUUUUCUUUUGCGAGCUUGUUUCAGACUCGGGCUAAACCAAAGUAGCUCGAUUAUGCUUCACCAUCUCUGUUGCAAACUUGCAGAUACAGCCGUCUCUUUAUUGUUUGUUUGUUUUUCCACUGCAUUAGUUUUGUUAUGUCUACCUCAGAUUGGCACAGGAAAAGCACUAUUACCAAACCUUAGAUGUCACAUGCGUUGUAAAAAAAAAAAAAAAAUCACCUGCAUUUGAUCAAGAAUUUGAAGUUGUACAGUCGCUUAAACCUGUAGAGAUGAUUUGCACCUUAAUCUAAUCUGGGCUCCUCCCUAUGGGAACCCAGCCUCAAAUGUAGGACCACCAAUUUUAUUCAGGCUUGAGCUUUUCUACCCCACAUCUCUUUAACUUGGCAUCCACACAAAGUCUGUCAAAAUGAUCUUUGUAAAUGUUUGUAAUGAAAGAGAAAAACGGAAAUCUAGAACACGGUGCGUGUGUUGGAUUCUCCGGCGUCUUAACUCGUCUUUACAGACAUGUAGACGGUGAACCGUGGCUUCGCUUGGCGUCGUUUUCAGUUAUCAUGCAUGAUGACUUUUACUGGCUCGUGUUCUCUCCAUGUUUUGGAGUCAGAUGUGGUGAUUGUGAAGGUGUGCCUUAGGCCGACAUCGUGGACGUCGCCGCUCCGCUGGUGUAUUUACCGGCGAGUGGCGGUGAGUUCAGUUCACCUGAAGGGACGAGAUCAUCUUUAUUUAUGUUCACAUGUACCAGUUGAUUUUCUAAUAUUGUCAUGACAAAACCUAAAUAAAACCCACAGUAUGUUUCUA
Molecule: messenger RNA, 8305 nt
Organism: Solea solea (common sole)
Lineage: Eukaryota; Metazoa; Chordata; Actinopteri; Pleuronectiformes; Soleidae
Gene: eea1
Product: early endosome antigen 1
Exons: 30
Coding region: 109-4308 (1399 amino acids)
Biological process (GO): endocytosis
Cellular component (GO): early endosome
Molecular function (GO): metal ion binding; 1-phosphatidylinositol binding
Source: RefSeq, a predicted model, not a curated record